AAUAAAAUAUCUUCAACCAUAACUUCCCCCCAAUUUCAAAAGUAACGGAACCAACAGACUUUUCUCUCAAAAUCAAUCAGAUCGGAAAAAUGAAGAUGAAUAAGGCCUCUGAUCUCAGCUCGAUUUCCGUUCUUCCUCCUCAGUUAAGGAGAUCAAGUAUCUCAUGUAGCCUGCCAGAGAUAUCUUCGACUCUUAGGCAUAGCCAACCACCAUCACAGCAGCAGCAGCAGCAGCAGCAGCGGUCUCAGCGAUCAUUCUCUCAGGGAAUUUCAUCUCAGCAGAAUGCUACUUUUUCUCAGUUCUCACAGAAUUCACAAGAUGAAACAUUGACCAGCGACCAACAGUUAGUUGUUUCUCAAGAAAGAGAGAAUUCUGUGAAACGGUUUUCAUGCUUACCCCCAGUCAAUCACACAAGAGAAGAAAGUCAGAUGCAACUAUCAAGAUCUUCCACUGGCCUGAUCCGUAAAUGGGGGUCUGGUGUUCCAGAACAAAGAUGUCAAAUGAAUCAAGAACUUGAGCACAGGAUAGGGACGAUAGAAAGCUCGCUAAGCAGGUUUGGGGUGAUGCUGGAAUCUCUUCAGACAGAUAUAAUGCAAGUCAAUAAAGGAACGAAGGAAUUAGCAAUGGAUAUGGAAAGUAUACGCCAGAAGUUGAUUGGACAUGACGACUCACUUCAGAUAAUUCACAAGGGGCAAGUUGAUGUAAAAGCCACCCUCCAUGGGGAAUUGAAGUUGAUUUCUGAUCAACUUAAUCAAGAUACAUGCCACCAGAACUCACAAGAUAUCCCUAUUUUGCUCUCUACUUUACAAGAAAAGAUUGGAGUGUUCAUGUCGAACCUGCGUAAUGAUCUCUCCAAGUCCUUUACUAACGAAAUGCAGGCAUUGGGAUGCAAGCUUAAAGCGCUGGAACAAAAGAAAACAACACCGAUCACUCUCCCACCAAGGCCUGUUAGCCAUUGUCUCAGUCCUCAGGGAAUGUUCCCACAAAAAAAACCAGCAGUACCUCCCAAGGUCCAGCCGGCAACUCAGGUUCCUAAGGUAGAAAUGGGCACCUGGAAUAUGGUAAAACGUGAUCCAGGUACUCUUAAAAAUAGAGAUUACAGCAAGGAACACAGAUCCAACAGAGUAUCUCAGAUUGAACUGGACAGAGAAUUCAGAGUUGUCAUUGAUUCUGAUGAAGACGUUGAUGGAGGUUUCACAUUCUUUCCAGAGGAUAAUGAAACUGGGAGGUACUUGGCCGAGAAAGCAAAGGAAGAAACCGAACGUCUUCUAAGGAAAGCAAGAAGAAGAAAACGAAAAUACUGCAAUCCUAUAAUUAUAAACUGAAGAUGGUAAAACCGUAGAACUGGGAUGCACCAAUGCUUAUAUAAACAGGUUAUAAUUAAAGGAUACUGCCCAACUGUGAAUAAGCAUAUAUGGCAGGUUAAAGCUGACACAACAAUUUCCAUUAUUUAAGUCCUCAUUUACUUAUAUCAUCGACUUCUUUUCAAGUUAAUUGUAAGUUCACAUUCAUUUAAGUUUUACGGUGCAAUGAAUCCCCUCUAUAUAUGGAGAGAGAGCGACUAUGUAACUUGGAUUAUGGCAACAAACUUCCCUGUAUAAAGAUUUGGGUAAGUUCCUUCA
Messenger RNA from Erigeron canadensis, 1622 nucleotides. RefSeq names its product putative recombination initiation defects 3. Gene Ontology annotation, biological process: chromosome organization involved in meiotic cell cycle; meiotic DNA double-strand break formation; microsporogenesis. Bases 90 to 1325 code for a protein of 411 amino acids. The transcript is spliced from 12 exons. Lineage: Eukaryota; Viridiplantae; Streptophyta; Magnoliopsida; Asterales; Asteraceae. Gene Ontology annotation, cellular component: nucleus. The record is from RefSeq and is a predicted model, not a curated record.